Coregonus sp. 'balchen' is the source of this 11771-nucleotide messenger RNA. The record is from the annotation of a GenBank genome assembly. NCBI's taxonomy places the organism in Eukaryota, Metazoa, Chordata, Actinopteri, Salmoniformes, Salmonidae.
UACUUGUGUGGGCCAGGUGAGAAUGUGUACUGCAUUGACUUCACCAGGUUCAAGAUCAGAGACAUGGAGACAGGCACAGUGCUGUUCGAAAUCACCAAACCUCCUAAUACAGGUGAGACACACACACAGGGGUCUGACUGGCCUAUUAUGAUGAGUCUUACCUUUGAGUGCUAUCUCUCUCUCUCUCUCUCUCGCUCUCUCUCUCUCUCGCUCUCUCUCUCUCUCUCUCUCUCUCUCGCUCGCUCGCUCGCUCGCUCGCUCACUCUCUCUCUCUCUCUCGCUCGCUCUCUCUCUCUCUCUCUCUCUGUGUGUGUAGAUAAAGCAGGAGAUAAAAGGGCCAUUGAUCCAAAUGCCGGGAGGUUUGUCCGCUACCAGUUCACCCCCGCCUUCCUCCGCCUAAGACAAGUUGGUGCCACGUAAGUCUAACCCCUUAACUCAGAAGGAAGUCUGUAACCCUAACCCCCAAAGAGGGAUGCAUUUUAAUCCCAAGGAAAUUGCCUCUCCCCCUCCCCCCUCUCUGCCUUUAUCUCACCAUUCUUCCAUCCUUCCCCCCUCUCAGUGUUGAGUUCACCAUAGGAGACAUGCCCAUAGAGAACUUCCGGAUGAUUGAGAGGCACUACUUCAGAGAGAAGCUGCUCAAAAGCUUUGACUUUGAGUUUGGCUUCUGUAUGCCCAGUAGCAAGAACACUUGCGAACACAUCUAUGAGUUCCCCCCUCUGUCUGAGGACGUCAGUGAGUACACACACACAAACACACACACACACACAUACACACAGCGAGAGAGAGAGGCCUGGGAAAUGUGCUGACAGACAGUAGCUGUGUCCGAAUUCCCAUACUUGCGUCCUAAAUAGUAGGCCGUUUGAGUACACAUAAAAAUGACGUUUAAUAGUAUGCAACAUUUCCAAAAUCAAGCAUACUUUAAAUGCCCGGAUGUCAUUAAUUUCAGCUUUGACAACAGCUGAUCAAUUAGAUAUGGGGAUGUGCUACCGAAAUCAAUGAAUAGCAGGAAAAAAUGCAAUCGCGCAUGACGCAUUCUCAGUAUGCGAAAAUAGAAUGAGUUAUAGUAUGUACAUUUUCAAAAAUCCAGUAUGGUUUAAAUGCCAGGCUUUUAUACUCAUUUCGGCUCUUCAUCUAGUAGAAUUCGAUGCACACUUGUCCACAAUGCAUUGGAAGAGGUGGGCUGUGAGUGAUAGGACCUAGUUCUCUUCAAGUAGCCAAACAACAAAACUAGGCUACUUUGCCGAAUAGCAAAGCUUCUGCGGGGGUGUUCAAAUGUAGGCUAAGUAGUUUUUGUUCUCCUUAAAAUGAUCACAAGUAUUGCAUCGUAGGCUACUUGAAAACAGAAGUCUAUAUAUAUGUUUUUUUUACCCAAAGUGGAUUUCUGUUUUCUCAUUGAAAAGUGUUUCUGGUUUUCUUGGCCUUCGUCAGAGUUUUUAAACUGAAUACUCAACCAUAUUUCGAUUUCUGAAUGUGUCGGCACCAGAGACUCGGGAUGUGGCUGUUGAUGUCAUGUUAAUCAGGCCUUUUGAUUUGAACAUAUGGAUUGUUUUAGUUUUGUAGGCGAGGCUACCUUGCCUUAGCAGUUAUUCUGAUCUCGUUCCCAAUGAUCAGUGCUUUAGUUUAUUAUGUUGCUGUCCAACGGUUCUGAAUAUGCGAUGCACCUGACUGUCCAUGUUUUUCAGAAAGUAUUCACACCCCCUGACUUUUUCCACAUUUGGUUUUUUUACAGCCUGAAUUUCAAUUGGAUUAAAUUAAGACUGUUUUGGUCACUGGUCUACACACAAUAUCCCAUAAUGUGAAAGUGGAAUUCUGUUUCUACAUUUUACAAAUUAAUUACAAAUGAAAGGCUGAAAUGUCUUAAGUCAAUAAGUAUUCAACCCAUUUGUUAUGGAAAACCAAAAUAAGUUCAGGAGUAAAAAUUUACAUAACAAGUCACAUAAUAAGUUGCAUGGACUCACUCUGUGUGCAAUAAUAGUGUUUUAACAUGAUUUUUUAAAGACUAUCUCAUCUCUGUACCCCACACAUACAAUUAUCUGUAAGGUCCCUCAGUUAAGCAGUGAAUUUCAAGCACAGAUUCAAGCACAAAGACCAGGGAUGUUUUCCAAUGCCUCGCAAAGAAGGGCAACUAUUGGUAGAUGGGUAAAAAUGAAAAAAUCUGACAUUUAAGUAAUUAAUUACACUUUGGAUGCUGUAUCAAUACACCCAGUCACUACAAAGAUACAGGCGUCCUUCCUAACUCAGUUGCCGGAGAGGAAGGAAACCGCUCAGGGAUUUCACCAUGAGGCCAAUGGUGACUUUAAAACAGUUACAGAGUUUAAUGGCUGUGAUAGGAGAAAAUGGAGGAUGGAUCAACAACAUUGUAGUUACUUCACAAUACUAACCUAACUGACAGAGUGAAAAGAAGGAAGCCUGUAUAGAAUACAAAUAUUCCAAAACACGCAUCCUGUUUGCAAUAAGGCAGUAAAGUACUUCUGCAAAAAAUUUUGCAAAGCAAUUAACUUUUUGUUCUGAAUACAAAGUGUUAUGUUUGCGGCAAAUCCAAUACAACACAUUACUGAGUAUCACUCUCCAUAUUUUCAAGCAAAGUAGUGGCUGCAUCAUGUUAUAAUGGGUAUGCUUGUAAUCAUUAAGGACUGGGGAGUUUUUCAGGAUAAAGAAAAUCCUAGAGGAAAACCUGGUUUAGUCUGCUUUUCACCAGACACUGGGAGAUGAAUUCACCUUUCAGCAGGACAAUAACCUAAAACACAAGGCCAAAUCUACACUGGAGUUGCUUACCAAGAAGACAGUGAAUGUUCCUGAGUGGCCGAGUUGACAGAGCUUGAAGAAUUGUUUAAAUAAUAAUGGGCAAAUGUUGCGCAAUCCAGGUGUGGAAAGCUCUUAGAAAUGUACCUAGAAAGACUCACGGCUGUAAUCACUGCCAAAUGUGCUUCUACAAAGUGUUGACUCAGGGGUGUGAAAAUUCAGACGUUUGAUUGCAAAUGCAGAGGGAGUCGAAAAGAGAACACAGAAGGCUGUUGUAUAAAACACCUGUCUCUGGAUUACAUCUUCAAACUAAGGGCAACCAUGCCAUCCGUGACCGAGAGGGAGAAAGAUAUGAUGAUUCUUAUGGCAUUGCACACGGUCAAUGUGAACCAGAGUGACUUGACACAACGGGCCAAGCAAGCUGUACAAACAAAACACAAACAACAGAGGACUUCUUACUUAGGGAAAGGGGUUCCAGUCUGCCGUGAAGCAUUCAUCCAUGUAUACGGGUAAGAGUCUAGCUGCAUUUUCAGAUAUUUUAAGUUUCUAAUUUUGUCAAAGUCAUUUUCAUUGCAAGUGCAAGCGUACUGUUAGCUAGCUAACAUUGACCCUAGUUGGUUAGCUUUAGCUACCUGCAGAUUCAUACUACAUAAUGUCAUGCAUGGUGUAUAGCUAUGUUUCUAUUGCUACUGUAUGGGUUGGAAUUAUGGUUUAUUGUUUAGCUAGCUAGCUAGUAACAUGUCUAAACAAAAGAGUCCACUUCGACAGAUGAUUACAUGACCCAUCAAGUUAGCCAGGUGUACAUGUAUAGACAAUAGUGACCCAUCCACUUAGCUAGAUGUGGCUGGGGGGUGAUUAUAGCAUUUAUUUCACAUGACCCAUCAAUUUAGACAAGUGUGUCUGGGUAUGCAUCAUCUAAUAUUAUAAAAUAUGUAUAAAAUUAUGACUCUAUUAGGUCCCGGUUUAAAUGACGUGCAGCUUAUAAAGCCUUCAUAAAGCCUACAUAAACACUUCAUAAACACUACAUAAAUGUGUCACAAAUCACCUACAACCGUAUGUCAUGCUCUAUAACGGGUUCAUAAAUGUGGCACAAUUGUGUGAUAUAACCACCAAUGUAAAAUGUGACAUAACCCACUAUGUCAAAUAUGACAUAAACCUGUGCUUUAUAAAGGGUUGCAUAAGCACCACUUAAUAAAGGCUUUAUAAAUCAUAUUAAAUUGAGGCUUCACAAAGCAUUUAUACAUUUGUCUUGUAUCUUGGUAGAGCAUUGCAACACCAGGAUAAAGUGUUUGAUUCCCGGGACCACCCAUACGUAAACAUUUAUGCACGCAUGACUUUAAGUCGCUUUGGCUAAAAUCGUCUGCUAAAUUGAAUCAAUUAUAUUACUCUAAAACAUUUCUAGGAUGGCCCAACCACUUUCCCUCUUGGGUGCAUAGACAAUAUUGGACCUGACCUCAACAUUCCCCAAAAUGCUGUGCUGCAGGAUGACACACUCUAAGGUGCAGUUAUGAACAGCAAAAGACGUUGGUGGGGCCUUUUAAAAUCUGUAAAAAAUAUUUGGCCCCCCAAUUCAGUAUUUUUCCCAAAUUCCAUUUUCUCGGUUUAGUUUUUCCAGGUUUCGUAUCCCCCCCAUUUAAAAAAAAUAUGUUUUCCCCCCAGUUUUUCACACUUUUAAUAUAUUUAUUUGUUUUAAAAUGGAUUUGUUGUGUUCCCAAAAAUGCUUAAACCACAUAAGGGGACGACUUUUGAUGUCUGGGAAAAAUCUAAGAAACGUUUAGUUUUUUUGUGUAGUUGCCCUUUAAUUUAGUGUGUUUGGUUAGUGGUGUUUCUGUAGCGCAGUAAAGCGCAGAUCUGUGUUUGCAAAUCAAAUGGCCACUUUUGUUUAUUGUAAUUUUAAUUUGUUUGUAGUAGUUAAUUCUUUAGAGUCUAAGAUGCUGGGGGGACGGGGUGCUAAACUGACAUAUGGAAUUGUUUUAAGAUGGUCAUACUAUGUAUUAUUUAGCUAUUUGAUUUGGAAUUUUAGGACCCCUUUAGGUAUCAAAAGAAAAUUCAUAAAUGGCUAAAAGUAGUAGGUCAAACCGUUCGGAUGCUACAGACGUUUUCGUGAAAAGACCGAUUUUCAGGAUGUCUCAUGGUCUGACAAAAAACACUAUAGCUCUGCCACCUUUCACCGCAGAUGCGGAAGUGCGACAUAGGUGGAUGCGGCAGAUUGAGAAACAGCCCAUGCAAAAAAACUGAUAUCUCUAACUUAAACUGACAGAUUUUGAUGGGGAUUUUUUUGUUAUGUUACUUAGAUUGACGCACCGGUGCUCUAUGUAGUACUGUGCACCUCCCAUAGUCUGUUCUUGACUUGGGGACUGUGAAGAGACCUCUGGUGGCAUGUUUUGUGGGGUAUGCAUGGGGGUCCAAUGCGUUCAACAUGUCAAUACCUCUCACAAAUACAAGUGGUGAUGAAGUCAAUCUCUCCUCCACUUUUACAUUAAUGGCCGAGCGGGUUGGGUGUGGAGCCAGAGACAACAGGGGUUCAAACUGUAGAACCCAGUUCCUACAUUUGAAUAUAAAAAUGGAUUUUAUCAAACAAAACGAUGCUACAUUUUAUCUCUGGGACCCUUAGAAUGACAAAUCAGAGUAAGUAUGUAUGUAAGUACAUAAUUUACCUUCAGAGGUGAAUGUAUCAAACCAGUUGCCGUGAUCAUUUUUUUGUUGUUGUGCACUCUCCUCAAACAACAGCAUGGUAUUUUUACACUGUAAUAGCUACUGUAAAUUGGACAGUGCAGUUCGAUUAACAAGAAUUUAAGAGUUCUGCCCAUAUAAGACAUGUCUAUGUCCUGGAAAGUUUGCUGUUACUUACAACAGUCAUGCUAAUCACAUUAGCGCACGUUAGCUCAACCGUCCCGUAUACGGGACACCGAUCCCGUAGAGGUUAAAGAACACCCUCUGCGUUCUUUUAGACAGGUAACUCUUUAUCCACAAUAUAUUAGGGGGUGUAAAGCAAUAACACAUACGUUUUUCCAGCAACAGUGUAUGAUCAAUAAUGUCAAAAGCCGCACUUAAGUCUAAUUAAAUAGCCCCCACAACCUUUUUAUCAUCAAUUUCUCUCAGCCAGUUAUUUGUGUAAGUGCUGUGCUUGUUGAAUGUCCUUCCCUAUAAGCGUGCUGAAAGUCUGUUGUCAGUUUGUUAAUGUAAAAUAGCAAAAGUUUACUAAGGGUUGGUAAGAGGCUGAUUGGUCAGCUAUUUGAGCCAGUUAAGGGGGCUUUACUAUUCUUAGAUAGGGGAAUAACUUUUGCUUCCCUCCAGGCCUGAAGGCACACACCUUCUAGUUGGCUUAAAUUGAAGAUAUGGCAAAUAGGAGUGGCAAUAUCAUCCGCUAUUAUCCUCAAUAAUUUUCCAUCCAAGUUGUCAGACCCCGGUGGCUUGUCAUUGUUGAUUGACAAUAAUAUUUUUUUCACCUCUUCCACACUUACUUUACGGAAUUCAAAAUUACAAUGCUUGUCUUUCAUAAUUUGGUCAGAUAUACUUGGAUGUGUAGUGUCUGUGUUUGUUGCUGGCAUGUCAUAACUAAGUUUUCUAAUCUUGCCAAUGAAAAAAUCCUUAAAGUAGUUGGCAAUAUCAGUUGGGUUUUGUGAUGAAUGAGCCAUCUGAUGGAGCGGAGUUUGCCUUUUUGCCCAAAAUUUCAUUUAAGGUAAUCCAAAGCUUUUUACUAUAAUUCUUUAUGUCAUUUAUCUUUGUUUCAUAGUGUAGUUUCUUCUUCUUUUUAUUCAGUUUAGUCACAUGAUUUCUCAAUUUGCAGUACGUUUGCCAAUCGGUUGUACAGCCAGACCUAUUUGCCAUCUCUUUUGCCUCAUCCCUCUCAACCAUACAAUUUUUCAAUUCCUCAUCAAUCCGUGGCGAUUUAACAGUUUUUACAGUCAUUUUCUUAUUGGGUACAUGCUUUUAUUAGUAACUGGGAUAAGCAGUUUCAUAAAUGUGUCAAGUGCAGCGUCUGGUUGCUCAUCAUUACACACCACGGACCAACAAAUAUUCUUCACAACAACAUAGGAAUCACUACAAAACGUAUUGUAUGACCUCUUAUACACAAUAUUAGGCCCAGCCUUUGUAACUUUGGUUUUCCUAGAUAUGGCUACUAUAUUGUGAUCUCUACAUCCGAUGUAUUUGGAUACUGCUUUCAAACUAAUUUCUGCAGCAUUAGUAAAGAUGUGAUCAAUACAUGUUGAUGAUUUCAUUCCUGUACUGUUUGUAACCACCCUGGUAGGUUGAUUGAUCACCUGAACCUGGUUGCAGGCACUAGUUACAGUUUGAAGCUUUCUCUUGAGUGGGCAGCCUGAUGAAAGCCUGUCAAUAUUUAAAUCACCCAGAAAAUAUACAUCUCUAUUAAUAUCACAUACAUUAUCAAGCAUUUCACACGUUAUCCAGAUUCUGACUGUUAGCACUUGGUGGUCUAUAGCAGCUUCCCACCAGAAUGGGCUUUAGGUGAGGCAGAUGAACCUGUAGCCAUAUUACUUCAACAGUAUUUAACAUGCGAUCCUCUCAAAGCUUUACAGGAAUGUGGUUCUGAAUAUAGACCGCAACAUCGCCCCCGGUGGCAUUUCUGUAUUUUCUGUAAAUGUAAUAACCUUGUAUUGCUACCACUGUAUCAUCAAAGGUAUUAUCUAAGUGAGUUUCAGAGAUUGUCAGAAUAUGAAUGUCAUCUGUUACUAGCAAAUUAUUGAUUUCAUGAACCUUGUUUCUUAAGCUACAUGUUUUAACGUGGGCUAUUAUUAAUACUUUUCUGGGAUGCUUGAUUAUUUUUCUUGCUUUACUGGGAAGAUUAGCAGAGGUAUACAUACUCAGGUUAUUCUUAUUAGUGCAGAGUGAGCUGUACACAGUGGACUUCCUACUAGGGCACACCACCUCAGUGCUAACAGUAUUACGCUGGUUCAUAGGCAUAUGAUUACUGCAUACAAUAGCUGUAGGAACAGCAGAGGCAUUCCGGGCAGUAAGAGGGACAUAAAUUAGGUUAUUUACAUUGUGUCUUCCAACGCCCCUAGGAUAAUGUACAUUUGUAAAACGUUAUGACAACUCAGCGACACAAUGGCAGGGAUUAAAUGAGCUGGACUUCGGUCAUUGAUAAGUCAUUGUCUCAACGCAGCCUUAUAAUGCUGUGAAAGGAUCCAGGAACCCAAAUAAUUUGGCUGGAUCCCAUCCUCCUUACAAGCUUUGUUUCCAGAAGGUAUCAAAAUUGUCAAUAAAUAUUACACCCACAGAGCUGCAAUAGUCUCGUAGCCAGUUACGGAGGGCUAAAAGUCUGCUGAACCGUUCAAUGCCACGAUUUAGGGACGGCAGAGGGACAGAUAUUAUGGGCCGUUUGUUGGUGUCAAGUAGAGACCCAAUCAGUUCUUUAAAAUCAAUCUUCAGCUGUUCUGAGCUGCCCUUCAUAAUGUCAUUUGACCCCACAUGAACCAUAACAGUAUCAGCCCCCGAUGACUGACUCACAGCUUCGGGAAGAACUGAACUUUUGCCCAUGGAAAACACAAAGUCUUUGCCCCAGGUACAGAUACAGUGGGGAAAAAAAGUAUUUAGUCAGCCACCAAUUGUGCAAGUUUUCCCACUUAAAAAUAUGAGAGAUUCCUGUAAUUUUCAUCAUAGGUACACGUCAACUAUGACAGACAAAUUGAGAAAAGAAAAUCCAGAAUAUCACAUUGUAGGAUUUUUUAUGAAUUUAUUUGCAAAUUAUGGUGGAAAAUAAGUAUUUGGUCAAUAACAAAAGUUUCUCAAUACUUUGUUAUAUACCCUUUGUUGGCAAUGACACCGGUCAAACGUUUUCUGUAAGUCUUCACAAGGUUUUCACACACUGUUGCUGGUAUUUUGGCCCAUUCCUCCAUGCAGAUCUCCUCUAGAGCAGUGAUGUUUUGGGGCUGUCGCUGGGCAACACAGACUUUCAACUCCCUCCAAAGAUUUUCUAUGGGGUUGAGAUCUGGAGACUGGCUAGGCCACUCCAGGACCUUGAAAUGCUUCUUACGAAGCCACUCCUUCGUUGCCCGGGUGGUGUGUUUGGGAUCAUUGUCAUGCUGAAAGACCCAGCCACGUUUCAUCUUCAAUGCCCUUGCUGAUGGAAGGAGGUUUUCACUCAAAAUCUCACGAUACAUGGCCCCAUUCAUUCUUUCCUUUACACGGAUCAGUCAUCCUGGUCCCUUUGCAGAAAAACAGCCCCAAAGCAUGAUGUUUCCACCCCCAUGCUUCACAGUAGGUAUGGUGUUCUUUGGAUGCAACUCAGCAUUCUUUGUCCUCCAAACACGACGAGUUGAGUUUUUACCAAAAAGUUAUAUUUUGGUUUCAUCUGACCAUAUGACAUUCUCCCAAUCCUCUUCUGGAUCAUCCAAAUGCACUCUAGCAAACUUCAGACGGGCCUGGACAUGUACUGGCUUAAGCAGGGGGACACGUCUGGAACUGCAGAAUUUGAGUCCCUGGCGGCGUAGUGUGUUACUGAUGGUAGGCUUUGUUACUUUGGUCCCAGCUCUCUGCAGGUCAUUCACUAGGUCCCCCUGUGUGGUUCUGGGAUUUUUGCUCACCGUUCUUGUGAUCAUUUUGACCCCACGGCGUGAGAUCUUGCGUGGAGCCCCAGAUCGAGGGAGAUUAUCAGUGGUCUUGUAUGUCUUCCAUUUCCUAAUAAUUGCUCCCACAGUUGAUUUCUUCAAACCAAGCUGCUUACCUAUUGCAGAUUCAGUCUUCCCAGCCUGGUGCAGGUCUACAAUUUUGUUUCUGGUGUCCUUUGACAGCUCUUCGGUCUUGGCCAUAGUGGAGUUUGGAGUGUGACUGUUUGAGGUUGUGGACAGGUGUCUUUUAUACUGAUAACAAGUUCAAACAGGUGCCAUUAAUACAGGUAACGAGUGGAGGACAGAGGAGCCUCUUAAAGAAGAAGUUACAGGUCUGUGAGAGCCAGAAAUCUUGCUUGUUUGUAGGUGACCAAAUACUUAUUUUCCACCAUAAUUUGCAAAUAAAUUCAUUAAAAAUCCUACAAUGUGAUUUUCUGGAUUUUUUUUCUCAUUUUGUCUGUCAUAGUUGACGUGUACCUAUGAUGAAAAUUACAGGCCUCUCUCAUCUUUUUAAGUGGGAGAACUUGUACAAUUGGUGGCUGACUAAAUACUUUUUUCCCCCACUGUAUAUGCCUCACCAUCGAACUCCCUGUCACAAUCGCCGGAAUGAUCCAGCCUCUGCUGUGUCUUGAAGCAGAUUGCGAAGACAGAGCCACAGAACUCACCUGAGAAGAGCGCUGCUGAGACGCCGGCUGCGUGCAGGCCACAACCGCCAAAGGGACAGAGCUCUGAUCCAGAGAGCAAUGCCCAACGGAGGUGGGCCGCGGUGGUCCAGGCUGUGCCCAGGCAGUUGAUUGACUAGGACAGGGAGAGGUAGCUGGAGGGUCAUCCACAGCCAUGGAGGGAACACCCAAGCCCCCGGCAGAAGACAGCUGGUACAGGGGCUCAAAGCCAUUUGAAAUUCUUAAGUCCGGACGCGGGGGAAGAAGGCAGGCUCGCCGAGAAUGAUUCUUCUCCUUCUUUCUGGUUCCGACACGCAUCCAUUGACGCUCACCUGGAGUCAAACAGUGAGCAGCCAUUUUCUGGUUCCAUCUAGUAGAGGGGUGCAGUGGCGGAAAUUGAUCAUAGUCCAGGAAGGUCCCAUUAUGAUCCUCUUGGAUGUUUUGAUAGGAAGCAUUUAAAGAUGCUGAUAGUCUCAUAGGAUCCUUAUUCAGUUCAAGGCGCUUGGUCAAAUGUUUUAUUUCUUCAUGAAGAGUAAUAAUCAUUUUUUUUUAGCUGCAUCAAGUUCAAUAAAUGUUUCACAAAUGAAGGUAUCCAUCAGACCUUUCCCCGUGACAACUACGAACAUGUUGCAUAGUAUACAUUUAAUAGCUUGCGAGUACCCAGCAGAUUCAAAUUAGUUUUCACUGCUGCACGCCGACAGUCCAAGGGAACAAACAUUUCCCAGCUCUGCCGGGGACUUAGAUGAUCCCUCCAUGGCCGUGGACGCCCCCACCAGCCCCCCGCACAACUGUGUUGUUGUCUGUCUCUCGUAGAAUGUGAGAGCGAGAGAGAAGCGCAGGGGGUCGGGAGAUGUCUGGUCAGUUAUCAGUGGCAGGUCGCCGGCUGUUCCUUCUAUGCACUGCGUGUUAGUGUUCGGUGUAGCCUCUCAGAGGACACAGCUCUGAGAGGCUCAGUUUGCACUCACUCCUUUUCCAGUGUCUGUCGACCCUCCACCGUAGUCGUCUGUCACACUCUGUCGUCUGCUUGAUUUGGUUUUGAAGAUGAGUCCAUGCAACUUAUUACGUGACUUGUUAAGCACAUUUUUACUCCUGAACUUAUUUAGGUUUGCCAUAACAAAGGGGUUGAAUACGUUUUGACACAAGACAUUUCAGCUUUUGAUUUUUUAUUAAUUUGUAAACAUUUCUAAAAACAUAAUUCCACUUGGACAUUGUGGGAUACUGUGUGUAUGCCAGUGGAACAAAAUCUCAAUUUAAUCCAUUCUAAAUUCAGGCUGUAACACAACAAAAUGUGGAAAAAGUCAAGGGGUGUGAAUACUUUCUGAAGGCACUGUAUAACUCCAUUCCUAUUCUAUUCAGAGUUUAGAGAGAAAAUCAAAUAGGAAAUUAGCUAUUAUCAGGCUGGUUAAUGAGAUGUAUGUCUGUUGAAUUUGGAAAAACCACCCACACUCGGCCCGCCCCACCUACUCAGCCAGUCAGGAUCCGCUAGUGCGUUGUGGCCAUGGCAUACUGCAUGCUUUUUAUUAAACGGUAUGUGCUAAAUAGUACGUGACGAUGAGUACAUAUUAUGCAGUUGAAGUAUAUAAUACUCUAGUAUGGGUAUCCGGACACAGCCAUGUGGGGAUUUUUAUAUGUUUGGCUUUAAUAUAUAUCAUGUGACUGUGUUUCACUGUCGCCCCCUGUAGUGCGAGAGAUGAUCCUGCACCCAUACAAGACGCAGUCCGACAGUUUCUACUUUGUGGACAACAAGCUGGUUAUGCACAACAAGGCAGACUACUCCUACAGUGGCGGCCCCUAG